AUGCACCGAAUCGGCCUCGCCCUCAGCUUGCUCUCCGCCAUGCCAGCCGCCCACGCCGUCGAGUACCCCGUCACCGCGCGCGAAGAGGUUGUCGACGAGUACCAAGGCCCCGGCGGCAAGACGAUCGAAGUGACCGACCCCUACCGCUGGUUGGAGGCGGACGUCCGCGAGUCGGACCGCGUCGCCGCAUGGGUCGCCCAGCAGCAAGCCGUCACCGAGGCGUACCUCGGAGCGCUUCCCGAGCGGGAGGCCUUCGAGAAGCGGCUCACCGAGUUGUGGAACUACGAGCGCCGCAGCGCGCCCAGCCGCUUCGGCAAGCCCGGCAUGAGCCCGGACCGGUACGUCUAUACGAAGAACGACGGCCUGCAGAACCAGAGCGUCCUCUACAUCACCGACUCAGCCGACGCCGAGGGCCGCGUGCUGAUCGACCCCAACCAGUGGAGCGAAGACGGCACGGUCGCUCUAGCGGGCACGUCGGCGAGCUACGACGGCAAGCUGCUCGCUUACCAACGCAGCGAGGCCGGCAGCGACUGGCGGGUGAUCCGCGUCAUGGACGUCGAAACCGGCAAGGAACUCGACGACGAGCUGCGCUGGGUCAAGUUCGGCGGCGUGCAGUGGGCGCCCGACGGCAAGGGCUUUUACUACAGCCGCUAUCCCGAGCCCGAAGAGGGCGCCGCUUACCAGGCGUCGGCCCUCAAUCGCAAGCUCUGUUACCACAAGCUGGGCGACCCGCAGGAAAAGGAUGUCGUCAUCUACGAAAACCCCGAGCACCCCGAUUGGUCGUCCGGCCUGUGGGUGAGCGAGGACGGUGAGUGGCUGGUGGUAGUGGAAAGUCGCGGCACCGACCACCAGAACCGGCUCUACGUCCGUCGCGCCGACGCCGAAGGCGGCGCGUGGACGCCGCUCGUGCAGGACUUCGACAACGAGUUCAACCCGAUCGCCAGCGAAGGGAGCCGGCUGUAUCUCGUCACCGACCACAACGCCCCGCAGCGCCGCGUCGUGUCGUUCGACCUGCAGCGGGCCAGCGACGUGGUCUUUCGCGACACGCUCGUCGAAGUCGUUCCCGAGAGCGCCGCGACGCUCGAGUCGGCUUCGCUCGUGGGCGACGUCGUGUUCACGAGGUAUCUCGAAGACGUCGCCGCCGUCGUGAAGCGCUACUCGCUGCGUGGCGAACCGCUCGGGCGAGUCGAGCUGCCGGGUGUCGGUUCCGUUUACGGGUUCGGCGGUUGGCAGGACGCGACCGAGACCUUCUACACCUACACCAGUUACGACGCCCCGCCGACGACCUACCGCUACGACAUCCCCUCGGGCGAAUCGGAGCUGCUCUUCCAGCCCGAUGUCGGCGUGGACUUCUCGAAGUUCACCGUGCGACGGGAGUUCUACACGUCGAAGGACGGCACGCGUAUCCCGAUAUUCCUCACUCACCGCAAGGACCUCGAACUCGACGGUACGAACCCGACGCUGCUCUACGCCUACGGCGGGUUUACGAUCUCGAUGACGCCGGGCUACUCGGCGAGCCGGAUGGCCUGGGUCGAAAAGGGGGGCGUCCUGGCGGUCGCCAACCUCCGCGGCGGCGGUGAGUACGGCGAGCCCUGGCACGAGGCGGGCAAGCUCAAGAACAAGCAGAACGUGUUCGACGACUUCAUCGCCCGGCCCGACCUGUUCGGCGCGGCCCUGCCGGCGGUUGGCGUGAUGGACAUGCUCCGCUUCCACACCUUCACCGCGGGCCAGUUCUGGCGCGACGAGUACGGCUCGGCGGACGACCCCGAGAUGGUCGAGUACCUGCGGGGCUACUCUCCUUACCACAACGUGAAGCCGGGCGUCGCCUACCCCGCCACGCUGGUGACGACGGCCGACACCGACGACCGCGUUGUCCCGAUGCACAGUUUCAAGUUCGCCGCGGCAUUACAGCACGCCCAGCAAUCGAAGGGCGCCGGCGACAAGCCGCUGCUCAUCCGCAUCGAGUCCCGCGCGGGCCACGGCGCAGGGACGCCCACCAAGAAGCUGAUCGAGCAAGCCGCUGACCUGUGGGCGUUCCUGUGGGAGCACGUCGGACCAAAAUCGGGCUCGUGA
Symbiodinium sp. CCMP2456 is the source of this 2073-nucleotide messenger RNA. NCBI's taxonomy places the organism in Eukaryota, Dinophyceae, Suessiales, Symbiodiniaceae. The record is from the annotation of a GenBank genome assembly.